Dentiscutata erythropus is the source of this 903-nucleotide messenger RNA. The record is from the annotation of a GenBank genome assembly. NCBI's taxonomy places the organism in Eukaryota, Fungi, Glomeromycota, Glomeromycetes, Diversisporales, Gigasporaceae.
AUGACAUGUCUUCUUCAAAGCGUAAAAAAAAGACUACAACAAAGAAAAGAAAUUAUUGAAUUUAAAGAAAAACACCCAAGUAUUAGUAAUGUUGAUCUCGUCGAUUGGGUGAAAAAAAAUAUGGGUCUUGAAGUUCAUCCCUCUACCAUUGGGCGUCUAAUAAAAAAUAAAGAUAAUAUUGGGGAUAAUCUAUCUGCAAAAAGGCAGAAGACAGUACAGCAUCCAGACCUUGAAAAUUCAUUACUCGACCAAAUAACACAACAUGGUGAAGAUGCAUCCGUAGAUGAUGAUGUCGUUGCAACUGCGAUUUCUAAAUUAAGAGAAUUAUUAGCUAAAUUUAAGUUAAAAGAUGUUUACAAUAUAGACGAAAUGAGAUUGUUUUAUCGGCUUGAACCUGAUACAACAUUGGCAACAACUAGUCUCAAAGAUAAACUUAAGCCAUUUGUAAUUGGAAAUUACUUCAUUAAAUGGUUGCUUGAUAUAUAUGAAUCUGGAAGUGAUAAAAAAUUAGAUGUUCUUAAAGCUAUUAAGUUUAUAGUCAAAGCAUGGAAGGAAGUAUCAUCAGAAACGUUAAUGAAAGAAUUACGUGAAAAUAUCGAAGCGCUCCAUUUUCGAAAUGUGAUGAAUCUUGAAGAAUAUAUUGACCAUCCAGAAGAAAAGGAAAUACAUGAAGUAUUAAGCGAUCAUGAAAUAGUGAAUCUAGCUAUUAACCUAGAACCUGAAGAGGAUAUAAGUGAUGAAGAUGAUGAUAGCACAGAAAUGCGCCAAGUUACUCAUAAUGAAGCACUGAAUGCUACAUAUUUGCUAGAACAAUACCUUCUGCAACAGGAUCUUUGUGAUACAACCCGGUCAAAACAUGAUGAAGCUUUAUCGAACUUGCAAAAAACGAUUAGAAAAUUAUGA